Messenger RNA from Trematomus bernacchii (emerald rockcod), 2102 nucleotides. It is a transcript of the gene marcksa, whose product is annotated as myristoylated alanine-rich protein kinase C substrate a. Gene Ontology annotation, molecular function: calmodulin binding; actin filament binding. Gene Ontology annotation, cellular component: plasma membrane; actin filament bundle; cytoplasm. The record is from RefSeq and is a predicted model, not a curated record. Gene Ontology annotation, biological process: actin filament organization; central nervous system development. NCBI's taxonomy places the organism in Eukaryota, Metazoa, Chordata, Actinopteri, Perciformes, Nototheniidae.
CUCCGCAUCUUAUUAGCAACACGGGACAUUUCUCCAUUUUGCAGCCUGUCUACACUAUACUGGAUUUUAUUACCGCUCCUACCUGUCAGCUUUCUCCUGAUUUAAAGAAAACCCUCAUCGCUCUGUCUGGACUUGGCGUUACAUUUUCUCUUUGAACUUUUUCUUUUGGCAGAAAGGGAAACGGCAGCGAAGAGCUUAACGUUUCAACAAAGAGGCUUGUGGGUCUUUGUUCGUUUUUUGGAUCAGUUGAGUUUCUUUGUUGGAGCUAAAAGCAUGGGAGCGCAAUUGACCAAGACAUCUGGAAAGGCUGAAACCGCGGUUGAGAAGCCCGGAGAGGUGGCUGCUUCACCCACCAAGGCCAACGGACAGGAAAACGGCCAUGUGAAAGUGAACGGAGACGCCUCUCCGACAGCGGCUGAGAACGGCAAAGAGGAGGUGGUCCAGGCCAACGGCAGUGCGGCGGCCGAGGAGAGCCCCCAGGAGGACCAGGCCGAGGCCCCCGCGGAGAAGGAGGCUGCAGAGGGGGAGACCGUAGAGGCAGCGUCUCCUGCCCCUGCUGAGGGAGAGGCGGCAGCAAAGACAGAGGAGGGCGCCACACCUUCCACCAGCAACGAAACCCCCAAGAAGAAGAAGAAGCGGUUUUCCUUCAAAAAGUCCUUCAAGCUCAGCGGCUUCUCUUUUAAGAAGACCAAAAAGGAGACAGGAGAGGAAGCAGAGGCCGAGGAGGCAGCAGCAUCCACAGAGGAGGCAGCGGCACCCAGUGAGGAGGCCAAGCCUGCUGAGGGGGGGGCUACACCUGCUGAGGGGGGGGGCACACCUGCUGCAGAGCCCGCCAAGGAGGAGGCAGCCGCAGAGGCAGCCGCAGAGAAGCCCGCUGUGGAGGCCACGGCCCCCGAGGAGAAACCAGCCGAGAAGGCACCCACAACAGAGGAGGCUGCCCCCCCCUCACAGGAAGCAGCGUCAGCGGAGGCUCCGGCUGCCGUGGCAGAACCAACUGAAUAAGUUCCAGAAGAGGGAGAAAUUGGAAAAAAGGAGAAAAGAAGAUAAUCAAAGAACAUUUCCCUGUUUGCAUGUUGGAGUGACGCCAGGUCCUGGCUUUAAAGAACAUUUCUACAACCAGGGAUUCUCUAAGGCUUUUCUUUAUUUUUAUUUUUUGGUUUACAUUCCCCCUUUCACAAAACCCCUUCUGGCCCCUUGUUACUUCCACUCCAGCGGGCCAGAGGUGGGUGGCUUCAGUUUGUAAAACACAUUAGGACAACCACACUGCCAUAUAUUUUUUCAUCAGUAUUACAUUUUCUUCUUUUUGAAUUGUUAUACAAAAUGUUAACAAAAUGGUAUGGACAUGCCCAUGGUAUGUAAAUGAAGGGGGGGGGGGGGGGGCUAGAAGUGCCACAGAUUAUUUAGAAAAAAUAAUAGUCUAAAAACUGAGACCAACAUGGACAUACACCAUACGGUUUACAACACUAAGUCAUUUUUACAACAACAAUUUCCAGAGUUAGGUUUUUAGGAAGAAAUAUAAACUCAUAGGAGCUUUCACAUCUCAUUAGCUGUCAGUGAUUCAGUAGAAAUACAAGUUGUAUAGGCUUUAUUGUUUAUUGUUGGUUUUAUGACCUUAAUACAAAUGUAAGUAUGUAUAGGCGGGGUGUUUUUAACUGUGAUUAUUGUACAAAAUUAAAUCUUGCUCAAGAAGAAGCACAUGAAGUUUGCAGCUCUUUUUCAACCCGCUCAAUUUUGUAAGAUAACACAAAAGUCCACCUGGAAGACCUUCUUAAGCAAUUGUGAACUCGAAACCAAGCUGUGAUAAGUGGAUGGUUAACUGUUUAUAUACUGUGCUAUGUUUUUGAUUAUAGCAAGCAAUGGUUUUUCAGUGGUCUUUGACUAAAUGUAAGGAAUCUAUUAGAUGCAAAUGUUUGUGUAGCAUCUUGUCUCUCUAUCUCUCUUUGUUUCCUUUUGUAAAUACUGGAGAAGCUUUGACCAGUUUGGCCUAGAGACGGAAUGUAACUUUGCUUACAAAAAAAAAAUGCUAUUAAACUCCUCUGCUUAAGGUGUUCUAAUUUUCUGUGAGCACACUAAAAGCAAAAAUAAAUGUGAAUAAAAUGUUA